Messenger RNA from Ornithorhynchus anatinus (platypus), 3382 nucleotides. It is a transcript of the gene COG4, whose product is annotated as component of oligomeric golgi complex 4. NCBI's taxonomy places the organism in Eukaryota, Metazoa, Chordata, Mammalia, Monotremata, Ornithorhynchidae. The record is from RefSeq and is a predicted model, not a curated record. The transcript has 19 exons. The coding region runs from base 32 to 2368 and encodes 778 amino acids.
ACCUCACCGGAAGUGCCAUGGUGGAGCCAAGAUGGCGGAGUCUUGCUCACCCCUGAAGGCGGGAAGGAGGCUCGUCGGCGGCCGCUCCGACCUCUCCCUCGACCUCAUCCGCUCCCUCACCGAGCUGCAGGACCUGGAGGCGGUGUACGAGCGGCUGUGUGACGAGGAGAAAGCGGUGGAGAAAGAGUUGGAUGUGCUUCUGGAGCAGCAAAACACUAUUGAGGGCAAGAUGAUCACCCUCCAACGCAUGGGUCCCAACCUGCAACUUAUUGAGGGGGAUGCCCAACAACUAGCUGGAAUGAUCACCUUUACCUGUAACCUGGCUGAGAACGUCUCCAGCAAAGUCCGGCAGCUUGACCUGGCCAAGAAUCGCCUCUACCAGGCCAUCCAAAGAGCUGAUGAUAUCCUGGACCUGAAGUUCUGCAUGGAUGGGGUUCAGACGGCCCUGAGAAAUGAAGACUACGAGCAGGCAGCUGCCCAUAUCCACCGCUACCUGUCCCUGGACAAGUCGGUCAUUGAGCUCAGUCGGCAGGGCAAGGAAGGCAGCAUGAUUGAUGCCAACCUGAAACUGCUGCAGGACGCCGAGCAGCGCCUCAAGGCCAUCGUGACCGAGAAAUUUGCCACCGCUACCAAGGAAGGGGACUUGCCUCAGGUGGAGCGAUUCUUCAAGAUCUUUCCAUUGCUGGGUUUACACGAGGAGGGGCUGAGCAGAUUUUCAGAAUACCUCUGCAAGCAGGUGGCAAACAAAGCUGAGGAAAACCUCCUCUUGGUGCUGGGGACAGACAUGAGUGACCGCAGGGCGGCAGUCAUCUUUGCAGACACCCUAACACUCCUUUUUGAAGGGAUCGCCCGCAUCGUGGAGACCCAUCAACCAAUAGUGGAGACCUAUUAUGGGCCAGGGCGGCUCUACACCCUAAUCAAACACCUGCAGGUAGAAUGUGACCGGCAAGUGGACAAAGUGGUGGAGGAGUUCAUCAAACAAAGAGACUACCACCGGCAGUUCCAGCUUGUUCAGAACAGCAUGAUGAGAAGUUCGGCCUCGGAAAAAAUUGAACCGAGGGAGCUGGACCCCAUCCUGUCCGAGGUGACGCUGAUGAAUGCCCGCGGCGAGCUGUACCUGCGCUUCCUCAAGAAGAGGAUCAGCUCGGAUUUUGAGGUGGGGGACUCCAUGGCCUCCGAGGAGGUGAAGCAGGAGCAUCAGAAGUGUCUGGAUAAACUCCUCAACAACUGCCUUCUGAGCUGCACCAUGCAGGAGCUGAUCGGCUAUUACAUCACCAUGGAGGAGUACUUCAUGCGAGAGACAGUCAACAAGGCAGUAGCCCUGGAUGCUUAUGAGAAGGGCCAGUUGACCUCCAGCAUGGUCGAUGACGUGUUCUACAUCAUCAAGAAGUGCAUCGGACGGGCCCUGUCCAGUUCCAGCAUCGACUGCCUGUGUGCUAUGAUCAAUCACUCCACCACAGAGCUAGAGUCGGAUUUCAGGGAAGUCUUGUGUAACAAACUACGAAUGGGCUUCCCGGCCACCACCUUCCAGGACUUCCAGCGGGGGGUCACAAGUGCCGUGAACAUCAUGCACAGCAGCCUCCAGCAGGGCAAAUUUGACACCAAAGGCAUCGAGAGCACCGAUGAGGCCAAGCUGUCCUUUCUGGUAACCUUGAACAAUGUGGAGGUCUGCAGUGAAAACAUCACCACUCUGAAGAAGACAUUGGAGAGCGACUGCACGAAACUUUUCAACCAAGGGAUUGGCGGGGAGCAGGCCCAAGCCAAGUUUGACAGCUGCCUCUCUGACUUGGCUGCGGUGUCCAACAAGUUCCGUGACCUCCUGCAGGAAGGGCUGAGCGAGCUAAAUAGCACAGCCGUCAAACCACAGGUGAAACCCUGGAUCAACGUCUUCCUGUCUGUCUCCCACAACAUCGAGGAGGAAGAAUUCAACGACUAUGAAGCCAAUGACCCCUGGGUGCAGCAGUUCAUCUUGAAUCUGGAGCAGCAGAUGGCCGAGUUCAAGGCGGGGCUGUCACCUGUCAUCUACGACAGCCUCACUGGCCUCAUGACCAGCCUCAUCGCCAUCGAGUUGGAGAAGGUGGUGCUGAAAUCCACCUUCAGCAGGCUGGGCGGCUUGCAGUUUGACAAGGAGCUGAGAUCCCUCGUCGCCUAUCUCACCACAGUGACGACCUGGACCAUUCGAGAUAAGUUUGCCAGGCUUUCCCAGAUGGCAACGAUUCUCAACUUGGAAAGGGUGACGGAAAUCCUAGAUUACUGGGGGGCGAACUCGGGCCCACUGACUUGGCGCUUGACUCCGGCUGAGGUGCGCCAGGUGCUGGCCUUGCGCAUCGACUUCCGCAGCGAGGACAUCAAAAGGCUCCGCUUGUGAUGGGCAGAAUAACACUUUCUUCCUUGGACUUCCUGGGACCUCUUACUGGCUGUACGGGCAGCUGGCGCCGGAUACACUAGGCCUGCUUCCGUACCGGCCAACUUGGCCGAGGCUGUCCUGGCUAGAUGAAGAGGCCUGAUGGUCUUCACACCUGUCACCAAGACAGUAUGGUAGCAUGGGAGCCUCUCCAUCUUGAUCAUUUCAGAUAGCACAACCCUGCAUUUAGCAAGGGAUUCACUCCAGCCUUCUGUGGAACAGGUACUGAUAGAUGGGAAACCUGGGGUGAGCCAUGGCUGGCACAACCGGAUUGGCAUCAUUCAGCCUGAUUCAUCCUCCGUCCCAGAUGCCACGGGAAGUGGCUUUGGGGACCAGAGUGCCCUGACUCUUGGGUGAUGACGCGGCUUCUUCCGUUCCUCGUUGGAGAGUUUUACUAGAAAGAGAAAAACUAAUCUCCCCCAGGUCAGAUAUUUCUCCUCGUUUUGAGGGCUGUUGGGGUACUUGGGAAAUUGCGACGGGUCUCUGGGAAAAUGGAGCAGUCAAACCAAGCAAAGAAAGAGUUGUCUCCCACUGUUGGGGGUAUAAAAGGCAGUGGUAACACUAAAGAUUUAGAAAUGAGGACUGCUGCAAAAGUGUUGCAGGGGGAAGAACAAAGGUCUGGGGCCCGGGGAGAGGGGCAAACUGUGCUUAUGAGAACCUCCAGAGGCUACUGCUGCCGGACCGAAUGUGUUUUUUGAGUGCAUGGUGAAUUGUGGGGAGGAAAUUCACGACUUCCCUAGCCAAUCAGUGGUAUUUAUUGAGCUACUCCUCGCACCUACUCCUGAAUGGAAAGCACAAUUCCAAGUGUUUGAGAAAGAACCACAGAAUCAUCCACAUGUUCCCUAGCCACAAGGAGCGGACAAUCUAAUGGGGAAGACAGAUAGGUAAAAGUGAUUGCAAAGAGUGGGAGCAGGAGGAAGAACAUGGAUAAGAGAGGUAGUAGGCCAAUUAAACAUCAAUAAAUAAUUUAAUGUACAA